AUGCAAUCCAUCCCUGAUUUUGACUCCUUACCUCCCGUCCCAGGCCAGCCUCAAGGUAACGCCUGGGGUCUGUGGGGAGAAGACGACCAACUUGGAAAGACCAUCCUCGCAGCCAAACAAGAGAUCCAGCUCGGAAAAAGCGUGUCGCUCGACUUGGCCCUGGACCACUUCCCGCCUCUUGCCGGACGCCAACAGCCCGAACACGAGGUGAUAUCUCUCAAACAGGGCGGGAGAUACGACAAGUACGGGUUCGACGACGCCCUCCGGUUCAACACCCAGGCGAGUUCUCAGUGGGAUGGACUGCGGCACAUUGCGCUGCAGGAGAGCGCGCUGUACUACAACGGCGUGAGCCACGACGACAUUGCAGCUGGACGGCACGACAGGAAUGGCAUCCACAAAUGGGUCGAGCGUGGCGGCAUCGUCGGUCGCGCGGUCCUUCUAGACUAUGCUCGCUGGCGACAGGAGACCGGGCAGCCCUGCGCACCACCCAGCACCUCCUUCGCCGUGACGGUGGCCGAGCUGGGCGCCGUGGCCGCGUACCAGAACGUGCAAUUCCACACCGGCGACAUUCUGAUCAUCCGCUUCGGCUUCAUCGAGUGGCACGACCAGGCGACCCCCGAAGAGCGAGCCGCCACCUUCUUCGCCGGCACGUACAUCGGCCUGGAGAGGUCCAUGGAGACGGUGCGGUGGCUUUGGAACCACCAUUUCGCCGCGCUGGCGGGGGACACGGUCGGGUUCGAAUGCUGUCCGAGCCAGUGGAAGAAAGUGCCCGGUGUCCAGGGUAGCGUCAACCUGCACGAAUGGAUUCUCGCGCACUGGGGCUGUCCCCUGGGUGAGCUGUGGAACUUGGAACAGCUCGCCACUGUGUGUAACGGUGCGAAGAAAUGGACUUUCUUCUUCACCAGUGCCCCGCUGUACGUGGUCGGAGGCGUGGCGUCGCCGCCCAAUGCCAUUGCAAUACUGUGA
Molecule: messenger RNA, 966 nt
Organism: Fonsecaea nubica
Lineage: Eukaryota; Fungi; Ascomycota; Eurotiomycetes; Chaetothyriales; Herpotrichiellaceae
Exons: 3
Coding region: 1-966 (321 amino acids)
Molecular function (GO): arylformamidase activity
Source: RefSeq, a predicted model, not a curated record